AUAUAUAUAUUUGUAUGGAACGAUGUUUUUAAUGGUCCUUAACUUAGCAAAACUGUCAGCGCCAAGUACACCCUUCCGAUCAGAAUGCUAUAUUCGAAAACCGGGCCUGCUAUUUUGUUGAGCUUUUUCGAAAUACACACGUUAUAGUAACCUACUUUUGAACCACCCCCUAAUCCACUGAUAAAUCAACGUACCAUUUUAAGUAACUACCCUGAACCGCUGCACUCGUUUAUCGUUAUCCUACCCAAUAACCUCUUAGCUACUUUCUCUAAGUACCUUUAUUGAUUGGCCUGUUAACAUUUGAUCGUUUACUAAGAGGAAAGGAUCGUCGAUAACCACUUGAUACACGAUUGGAUCUGAUUAUAGCUUGCCUCUCUUGGUCAAGACAAGUCAGUGUUUUUGCUGUUCUUCAGACAGCUCUGAGUAGAAGUAGCUUUCUUUUUUAGUGCCUGAAAGAAUUAGCCGAGUGGCCUUUUGCCCUCACAAUAUCAAUCAAUUGUAUUGAAAGGCAUCAGAAGUAAAGGUUAGCGGUCGGAUUAAUGAUCAUAUAUUACCGUAUGCUGUUUAAUGAAGAUAUUUGUGUCAUUGUACUUGAUACUCAUCUAAUCUAUGUAAGCAGGGCUCUUUUUAUGUUAACGUCAGUGUGGCUAUGAUUGAAUCAUUUCUGAAGCGUUGUCCUAUAGUUGUUAGUUGACAGCGAUCCAUUUAUGUGCGACAGCGAAGCCAAUUUUUAAUAGAUAUCAUUAAUAUACAGUUUGAGAAUUAAAUAGUUACAUUGGAGUGAAAAACCAAAAUGGCGGACUUACACAGACUUGACAGUUGUUAUAAUUCUUUCAAAAAUCAUCACACAGUGUUCUUAGUGGUUAUAUGGGAAAUCUGAACGUCGGUCGUUGACGGAAAUAUUUGUAUACAUCGCGCCAUUUGUAUUGGCUGGCGUUACAGUUCCCGGUUUAGGAGAAGGUCCUAAAGCUAGGAGAAUUCUCCAAAUCAGGAUACUGCAAAUUAUAUUGUUAUAAAGCAAAGUUUGGAGUACGUAUGGGUUAUUGAAAUUAGCUUGAUAAUGCUUUAUAACGACUACAGGACAAAAUAUUUAAAAUAUGUCGAUGCUACAGUGUGCAUAUUCCUAUUUAUUAUUUAACCUAUUAGGCCUUACCAUUAGUUUUUUAAUUGAAAGCGCCACAAAAGUAGAAAACCUAGGUAGAGAAUUUAGAAGAGGGUGCAAAUGUUCCGAUUUGUCUUUAUUCAUAUGACUCUAGACUAUUUCACUCAGAGAGAGAAUACUUACUGAUUAAAACGUGAACGCAACUAUUGUCUCAGGUCACCUCGACCUUAUCAGCACAUAACCAAAUAUCGCAUCUCUGGUAAAAAUUGAUGGUUCUUUGAUUUUAUCAGAACGAUGCUGGUUUAAUCCGUUGCGAUAGUUUCCGUCAUUUUUUUUCCGUAUAAGUACGGGGAUACUUGUUGUUGUAGGUUCGAUUUGCUAUUUGAUCUUGUGUAUAUAUAGGUGAUUAGGCAUUCAGCUAGUAGGACAUAGUAAUUGUGGCCCUAUUAUCAGGUCAUAUGCCGCCGUUUGUGAGGUUUGCCUGCCAAUUGAUGUGCUAAACUUCGAGGCAGCUCUUCAAUCUGACUUCUACUUUUCCCAUAUCUGUGUCCAGCUGCACUCUGGAAUAACAGCAGGUUUGUUAUCUCGAACUUUUGCUUACAUUGCUCCCCUUCCGUCGCAUGAGAUCCGUAUUCUCUAUCGUUAUAUCUUAUGAUGAUUGAACUCGACGACGCUUGCGCACACUGCUAAUAUAGUUGCACUGGAGUAGAGAGCUGUGCUAAAAGCUAAUCACAACGGUGGCUUGAAAGGGAUGCAUUCGUCUCUGUUAAAAGAUGGCGAUGGCGACAGCUUUUCGGACACCGUUGACCUUUUUGGGGGAACGCAUACGCAGAAAUUCGGCGCGGCUGCUGCGAACCGAGCAUCGCAAGAAGAGAUGCUCACGAAAGUGAAAGUUCUUUCGCUCAAUCUAUGGGGACUAGUCUUCGUUUCAAAGCAUCGUCGAGACCGUGUAGAUGCUCUGGCAGAGCAACUGGCUUUCCGUGAAACUGACUUCGACUAUGUCUUUCUACAAGAAGUAUGGAGUGAAUCAGACUACCGAAAAAUCUGCGAAGCGACAAAGCUGGUUUUGCCGUAUACGCAUUACUUUUAUUCGGGGGUAACAGGAUCAGGUGUAUGCAUUUUAUCGAAAUGGCCAAUAAUUGACAUUUUCGCAUACAAAUAUAGCUUAAACGGAUAUGCUCACAAGUUCUACCAUGGCGAUUGGUUUGGUGGAAAGGUGGUCGGCAUGGCGAAGGUACAGCAUCGAGAUAUGAUUGCCAAUCUCUACGUGACGCAUCUGCACGCCGAAUAUGAUCGGUUACAGGAUAUUUACCUUUACCAUCGGGUUUCACAAGCCUUUGAAUUCUCUCAGUUUGUUUCACACACAUCUCUCGGCAGCUGUGACUAUGCCAUUAUCGCCGGUGAUUUCAAUACGCAACCGAUGGAUCUGCCUUACCAGGUCAUCUUGUACAAUUCACGACUUCGCGACUCAUUCGAGGAGAAGGAACACUAUUUUGGCGAGAGUUCUAUAGGCGCCACUUGUGGACAUCCGGCGAACUCGUUUACAAAUAAGGCCGAUCUUAAAACUAAUCCCAAUGGCCAACGGAUUGACUAUAUCAUGUAUUCGAACGGCACUGAUCGAGUCUCCGUUAACUGUGAAAAGUACGCCUCUCCGGUGUGGAAAACGCAGUCCGGUUUCACUGUGUCCGACCAUGAACCUGUCGUUGCGGUGCUACGCAUCGUUAAGCGGCUCGAUGUCGAUUCGAAUAUGGAUUUCUGCAGCGAUCCUAUGGUGUUUGUGAAUUUCCUCAAUGACGAUCGCUACAAUUUGCGAAUCACGUGUUUAGAGAAUAGUGUAAGACUCAUGGACAAGACUCUGGCGACGCUUCGAACCAGCCGAAUGUUCUUCAUAGGCAUCGCCUGCCUCCUUGCUGUGCUGCUCAUCGCGUCAACCCCAAUCGAUCUUUAUGUAGAGCAUAGUACGUACCUCAUACUACUGCAUAUGCUACGUGUAGCUCUCACGCUUGGCAUUGGAUUCUGCUUGUUGAUGGGUUUCUUCUGGAACUCGAUGGAACGUUCGUCAAUCAUCUCAUCUAAACAAGCUAUGGACAGCCUGCUAAACUUCCUUCAUGCACAGUCGAGCGCUGCAGAGAAACGCCAAAAAGGACAGGAAACCACAGGCAACUUUACUGAUAUUGAGCAGACAACAACAACAACAACUGACGAAAUUUGACUAAAGGCCACUCUUUUGAAAUGUGAGCUUAAAAUUGAUGCCAACGUGCGGAGAAGCCUUGAGAUAGAAACUGCCAACGAUUGUGGCGACGAUGGGGUCCGGGCUGACUGUGCCGACGGUGCAGUCCGCGAACGGCGUCCGUUGAGAAAGGCUGGCACACCUAAUGCUUGAGAGAUCGUUUCGUGAAAGCCCUUCCAAGUACGGCUUAUUUUCGCGGCACCCGACCGCGGGCGAAACCGCUGGCUGUGAACAUGGAAACUGUUGGUUGUAUGGACUGACGAACAAAAAUUUUCUCUCUUAGCCACUAGAAAUCUUCAGUCUGAUCUACAUGCAUAUACCUUCACAUCGUUGUAUUUGUAUAGCAACACGUAUACAGAAACGCAGUUCAUGACAAAAGCAACAACAAACCAACAUUCAACUUAGGUUUCGUAACUGAGAUUAUAAAUAAAAACAACGCAAAAUAUUUUAAAUCGUUUUUGCAGUCACAUAUACGUAAUGUCUUCAUCCCAAACCUGGAUGAAAAAAUAUAGAAAAGUAUGUGUCUGACUAGUCUCAGGCACUGUAUUCGAAUACGAUAUAUAGUAAUAAGCCCACUGCAAAUUGCCAUCUGUUAGGCGCAUCUGGUUAUAUUGCCGAAGUACGAAUAUAUAUGAUGCUCGAAUUAUAGACUUUUAGGACCUUUUAGAGCUAGGAACACGCUCAAUCGUGGCGAAAAUCUGUAAUUAUGUAGCAAUAAUGUUGUGAAAUGUUUUCGUGUGAUUGCAGUUGCGUGCUAUGUAACUGGCUAAACAUGCUCAAUUAUUAUUAUUAUUAUUACUGCAAUGUUUAAAAAGUUUCACAGAUACAAGAGUACAGGUUCUUUAAGUAGACAAUAAAUUUAGCCAAAUAAUUAAACUACAAGUAUAUUCGAAAAAAAAAUAAAAG
This is a messenger RNA of Varroa destructor (honeybee mite), 4238 nucleotides long. It is a transcript of the gene nSMase, whose product is annotated as neutral sphingomyelinase. The record is from RefSeq and is a predicted model, not a curated record. NCBI's taxonomy places the organism in Eukaryota, Metazoa, Arthropoda, Arachnida, Mesostigmata, Varroidae. Gene Ontology annotation, molecular function: sphingomyelin phosphodiesterase activity.